AUGAUGCCUGAGCAACCUACCAAGGCAGACCUCUGCCCACCGUUUAAUGGCAACAUGACUGCUUGUAAGGAGGCAGCAACAGCGUGUUGGGAAAAGGAUAAAUUCUCUACUAAGGAGACGAUGAUUAAGUGUGUACACGCCCGCGCCCCCAAGCGACCUACCGAGUCAAAGCUAGCUGCUAGGGCAGAUCUACCUACCGAGGCAGAGCUUUGUGCACCGUUUAAUAACAUCAGGCAUCAUUGUAUGGCUGCAACAAGGGCGUGUUAUGAGAAGGAUAGGCGCUUGAUGUCUUCUAAGAAGGCGUUAAUUAAGUGUGUGCAGGCCGCCGCCGCCGCCGCCGCCGAGCGACCUACCGAUGAAGAGCUCUGCGCACCGUUUAAUGGCGAUAUACAGACUUGUGGUGAAGUAAGAGCCGUGUGUGCGUAUAGGGGCAAGCUAGCCAGGAAGGCGAUGAUUAAGUGUGUGCACGACAUCGUCGCCGAGCGACCUAAGGAGGCAGAGCUCUGCCCACUGUUUGAUAAAUUGGGCGGCAGGAAUUUUUGUAUUGAGGCAAGGGACAGGUGUCUUCUCAAGUACUAUACCAAGGUAGAGAUACUUCAGUGUGCGCACGACAUCGCCGCCGCCGCCGCCAUCGCCAACCAAAUUACCGAUGAAGAGCUCUGCCUACCGUUCAAUGGCGAUAAGGGGGCUUGUAGAAUUGAAAGAAUCAACUGUAUAAAGAGGGGCAAGCUAACCAGGAAGGCGAUGAUUAAGUGUGUGCACGACGGCGCCGGCAAGCUCACUGCCGAAGAAUUUGAUGACUCUCCAAUCUGGUCUCUCUAG
This is a messenger RNA of Metarhizium robertsii ARSEF 23, 822 nucleotides long. Its product is annotated as metallothionein-I transcription activator. Lineage: Eukaryota; Fungi; Ascomycota; Sordariomycetes; Hypocreales; Clavicipitaceae. Bases 1 to 822 code for a protein of 273 amino acids. The record is from RefSeq and is a predicted model, not a curated record. The transcript has a single exon.